AUGGCCCCACCGAGAAAAGCGCCGAUCGGACGGCCCGUCUACAAGCCGACGACGACGAAGGAUCGCUUUGUGAGGGAGAAUUUCGUGGUCGGGAAACUUCUCGGAAAAGGCGCUUUCGGAUUGGUGCGACAAUGCCAGCUGAAAGCCACGAAAUCGGUGAUUGCGGUGAAGAAAAUCGCGCGGAAAACGAGGCUGAACGCGGUGAAAGCCGAAUUUCGAGCGCUGUCAAUGAUCGGUCAGAAGCCCUACAUCGUGCCCGUUUACGCGCUCAUUCGAAACGGUGAGACUUUCUUCAUCCUCAUGGAGUGCUUCAAUGUGUUGAAGAUCCGACGAGUACGCCAUUUGAUGACCGAACAAGAUAUGAUCAUCUACGCAUACAAUAUUAUAUCGGCUUUGAGCUUCGUUCACGAAUUGGGCAUCGUGCAUAAUGAUGUGAAACCAGCGAAUAUUGUAUAUGAUCCGAUUCGGCAUCGCUUUAUUUUGAUCGACUUUGGAUUGGCGAGCUUCGCAGAUCAAGAGCAACGAGUGCCACCGAUAAAACGAGAAGAGAUCGAAGUGAAUGAGUGGAUUUUGGGGAGAAAUGAGGCGAAACGAAUCGUCGAAUGCUACGGGGUCUAUGUUCCGGAUGAGAAAUUGGGGAAGUUCGUUGAGAAAGUUCUUUCAACGGCAUUGUCAGGUAAAAGCGACAAGUUUCGAGCCGGUUUCCUUACCCAUUUCAUUUGUUUCUUGCUGACCAGGAACUCAUCAACUGCGACAAUGUCAUUUAUCCGAGGUAUUCUCGAACGAUGUUGGCCAGGCACGACCAAGAAGUGUACGUGUCGAGGCUUACCGAAAAUGUGCGCAUAUUGCGAAAAGCUACCAGUGUAUUUCUGCAAUGCUUGGGGCACACGUGGGUAUCGAGCACCGGAAGUCGAAUUGAGAAUCCCGUGGCGAACGGGCGGAGUGGACAUUUGGGCGGUCGGACUCAUCCUCUUCUCGAUGAUCUACAGAAAAUCAUCAAUACUGAGGCCAAAAACGCAAUUUCGAAGUAUUCAACAAAUGUCCGUGCUACUCGGGAGUAAGCAAUUGUUAUGGUUGGCUACAACGAACGGUCGCCUCUUGCAGUUACCAUUCGAAUUCCCCGGAGUCGAUUACGUGAAGAUGAUCGUGCUGAACGAGUUCUUCAAAGAAAAGAAAGCCGUUGAAGAUUGGCCAUUCAAGGGUUGCUGUGUGCUGUGCUCGAAACUCGUUCACAAGAAUGUUUACGGACUUUGCAUUUGCAAGAAAACGAGUCAGCCAGCAUACAAUCGAAUAAAGGAGGGUUUAUUGAAAGAGGUGCUAAAAUUGAUGACAAUUUGUUUACACGUCGAUCCGCUGGAGAGAAAUCGAGCGGCGAUGAUCGCUGAGCAUUGCAAAAUCGUGUUGUUGCGGUAUUUCAAAGCGGAAAACUCGAUGUUGUAUGGUAAUGUGGUGAAAAUGGAGAAAGAAAAGGGUUUGGCCGAGUUGGACGACGAUGAUAAGCAACUGGAGGACGCUUUCUAUAUGGCGCAAGCUGUCGACGAACCAAUUGUGCUU
Molecule: messenger RNA, 1554 nt
Organism: Mesorhabditis belari
Lineage: Eukaryota; Metazoa; Nematoda; Chromadorea; Rhabditida; Rhabditidae
Source: the annotation of a GenBank genome assembly